Molecule: messenger RNA, 2226 nt
Organism: Prosopis cineraria
Lineage: Eukaryota; Viridiplantae; Streptophyta; Magnoliopsida; Fabales; Fabaceae
Product: GDSL esterase/lipase At5g03810-like
Exons: 5
Coding region: 1099-2151 (350 amino acids)
Molecular function (GO): hydrolase activity, acting on ester bonds
Source: RefSeq, a predicted model, not a curated record
AGACAAGUAAAGACUUUGUGCUCUCUUUGUGUAAUGUAGGCACAUCCCUGGUGGCAUGUCGGAUUUGAAUAUUCUGUGGUUGAAAAACUCUCUCUGCCAUUAGAGCCUUUUAAGUUGUGCGAGAAAUGAACUUGAAAUAUUGUCGUGUGAAAAUAUAGUAGGCUACAAGUAACAAACAACAAUGGCGUGUGGGAGGAAGCAACAAGGAAGAAAUUGCUAAAACACGAACAAGGAAACAGAACUAUUUCCUCUGACAUCGUUAGCAGUUGUGCCUACCUCUGUCAAUGAAUCGUGCCGUGGAACAGGGCAAUAAUGUUCGUCUCCCGCACUACCCAUUUUCGCGUUGUUUCUUCCUCUCUGUUUUUUUUUUUUUUUUUUUUGGGUUCUCGUCAUCCACCUGCGCGUUUAUAAUUCUCUCCACUCAAAUCGUUAUCUCCAUCUCAGCAAAUCAAACGUCGUUUGGUCCAGCUCAUCAUGCUACCAGGCUUUCAUUAACAACCCAGGGCUAACGUCUCUAACGAUUAAAAGUGCGAGGUGGGGGAUCAAACAAAAUAAAUUUUAGGGACUUAAAUCAAAAUUUGUUGAAACUAUAAGGACCUGGGACACCAUUUCCCUAAUUAAAAUAUAGAUAUUAGAGCCUUCCUUCUAUGGACCAGUCAUGUUUCUGUUUUACGGGCUCAAAUAUUCUGCCCAUUCAUGUUUUAUUAUUUCGAUGCCUUAUGCAAAGAGCCCUUACAAUAAAGCAUAGACUUUCGCCUCGAGAGAAAGUUUUUGUGCUUUAACUAAAUAAUUGUCUUCACCUAAUCCAAUACAGUUAUCCAACAAAAAAUGAUGACAACUUUGGUGGGAGAGGAUGAAUGAGAAGACAAAAUCAUCAACUCCCUAAGGGUGCUGAACUUGCUUCUUGACACGUACAUACUUUUCAGAAUCAUCGCUCUUCCUGAUGCCCUAUUAUUUCUCUUUGACCUUUUAAUGCUCUUCCACUACUUGAAUACCCCCCCCCCACCUGCCGGCCCGUCAUCAUCUUCAUUUGGACAACCACCCCUCCCAAAAAGAAAAAAAAAAAUUCUCUUCCCUCUUCAUUAAGUUAAGUUUCUAAUGGGUGUUCCAAGUUCCCUCUUAGUUUCAUUACUUGCUGUUCUGGGUUUCUCACUCGUCCAUGGGGGUCCUCUGGUUCCUGCGCUGAUGAUAUUCGGAGACUCUGUGGUUGACGUGGGAAAUAACAACCGCCUCUUAUCAUUGGUGAAGGCAAACUUUCCUCCUUAUGGAAGAGACUUCGUCACUCACAGACCAACUGGAAGGUUCUGCAAUGGGAAACUUGUCAUAGAUUUCACUGCUCAAUACCUCGGGUUUACUUCAUACCAACCUGCUUAUCUUAGCCAAGAGGCUAGAGGGACGAAUCUUUUGAUAGGAGCCAACUUUGCCUCUGGUGCUUCUGGUUACUACGAAGGGACCGCAGAUUUAUAUGGGGCGAUCUCGUUGACUCGGCAGUUGAAUUACUAUAAGGAGUAUCAGAGAAAAGUUGUGGAUAUGGUUGGAAAUGCCCGGGCCAAUGAGAUUUUCUCAGGUGCGAUCCACCUUAUUAGUGCUGGAAGCAGUGAUUUUAUUCAGAACUACUACGUUAAUACCCCUCUGAAUAGAGUCUAUUCGCCCGAUCAAUUCUCAGACAUUCUCAUGACAUCCUACACUAAUUUAAUCCAGCAUCUCUAUGGACUGGGAGCAAGGAGGAUAGGAGUAACAACGUUGCCGCCAAUUGGGUGUUUGCCUGCAGCCAUUACUCUAUUUGGCUCCGGAAGCAACCAGUGUGUUGCCAGACUGAACCGCGACGCCAUUUCAUUUAACAAUAAACUUAGGAGCACAUCUGAGAGUUUGAAGAGCAAACUCCCCCAUCUAAAACUUGUGGUAUUUGAUAUCUAUCAGCCUCUGCUGGAUUUGAUUACCAGGCCCAGUGACAAUGGUUUUUUUGAAGCAAGAAAGGCCUGCUGUGGUACAGGAAUAAUAGAAACCUCCUAUCUCUGCAAUGCCUUGUCUGUUGGAACUUGCGCCAAUGCUACAGAGUACGUGUUUUGGGAUGGAUUUCAUCCAUCUGAAGCGACAAAUAACGCCUUGGCAGAUAAUCUAUUAGCACAGGGAAUAUCCCUGAUCACCUAGGCAUUCCGGAUACAACUGCUCUCGUAUGUGUUGGAUGUUAUGAGAAUGAAAUAAAAGUCCUAUAAUUCAGAAGUC